Messenger RNA from Polistes canadensis, 2377 nucleotides. It is a transcript of the gene Su(var)3-9, whose product is annotated as eukaryotic translation initiation factor 2 subunit 3, Y-linked-like. Gene Ontology annotation, cellular component: nucleus; eukaryotic translation initiation factor 2 complex; cytosol. Gene Ontology annotation, molecular function: protein binding; translation initiation factor activity; tRNA binding. The record is from RefSeq and is a predicted model, not a curated record. Bases 214 to 2199 code for a protein of 661 amino acids. NCBI's taxonomy places the organism in Eukaryota, Metazoa, Arthropoda, Insecta, Hymenoptera, Vespidae. Gene Ontology annotation, biological process: formation of translation preinitiation complex; positive regulation of translational fidelity. The transcript has 4 exons.
UAAACAUUUGAUUUCCGGUUAGUAAAAGUUGCUUUCAGUUUUAGUAUUUCAUUGGAUUUCCGGUUAGAUCAUCUAAAAUUUGGAUGUAUAGAUUCAUUCCAGUGGAUUUUUUUCUAUAGUUCAUUUUAAGCUAGGCGUAACGUAGUUUCGAAUUCUUUUAUACUGCACCUCGCGUGUGUUGAUAAUUUAUUAUAUAUCGUAUUAUUAACAAUUAUGGGGGGUGAAGAAGGAAUAGGCGUGACAACUGGUCAACCUAAUUUAUAUAAACAGGAUCUUUCAAAGCUUGAUGUCAGUACAUUAACUGCUUUAUCUCGUGAAGUUAUUAGCAGACAAGCUACAAUAAAUAUCGGUACCAUAGGUCAUGUAGCACAUGGAAAAUCAACAAUCGUUAAAGCAAUUUCAGGUGUGCAAACUGUACGCUUUAAAAAUGAAUUAGAAAGAAAUAUCACUAUAAAACUUGAGCAUCCGGUUGAGAGACGCAGUAAGGAACAAGCAGAUAUACCUGGUGAAAGCUCUUCCAUACCUGAUAAAAGAUCGCUUUCUCCUGAAAGCAACCAACAAUGCUCGAAGAAGCCAAAAAUCGACGAAAACACCACUUUUUAUCCAGACGACAGUGAAGAUAGUGUUAAUUUACAUCAUAAUUUAAGUAAAGAAGAAAGAAGAUCUAAAAUAUUCGAUAUAAAUAAUCGAAAUGUGGAAAAAUUUUAUUCAUCAAAUACUGAUGCACGUUACAAAAGAAACACAAGAUCUAACACUCCAAUAAAGUGUGAUUUUGCGAAAUUUAAAUUGAAAGAACUACGAAUUAUUUUAAAAGAUAUUAAAUACAAUAACCUGUGUAAUAAUAACGUCAAAGUAAAAACGUCUAAAAAGGAGAUUUGGGAAGUUGAGAAAAUUUUAAAUAAGACAAGAGUAAAUGGUGUUACGUUAUAUUUGGUUAAGUGGAAAGAUUGGUCUAAGAAUUAUAAUACAUGGGAACCAUUGGAGAAUCUAACUAAUUGCAAUGAACUUUUGCAGAAGUUUGAGAAUAAGGCCCAAAUGUCCAAAUUAUUGAGCAAAUUUAAAAGAGACGUUAAUUUUUAUCCAACGAAACAAGACGUUCACCAAUAUUUACAACAAAUCAAGCAAAAAGGAGAAUUAAUUGAUUGUGCUUCAAUAGAUGAAAAUAUUCUUUAUUCUAAUAUAAAUCAUUAUUUUAAACUUGUUAAAUCAAGACGACACAAAGUAGAGAUAAGCAUUAAAGAGAAAAUCUUGCGGUCAAUGUUGUGUGACUUAAGAAGGGAACAAUUAGAAUUAUUAAAAGACUGGGAAAACGAGAUGAAUAGUAUCAGUAAAGAAAAACCAUUGAUACUUGUAGAAAAUUUAGUAGAUCUUGAAGGCCCUCCAGAAAAUUUUUUUUAUAUCGAAGAUUAUCUUCCGGGUGAGGGUGUAAUAAUACCCGAAGAUCCUCCAAUUGGUUGCAAUUGUGUUAAUUGUGGUUCUAAUACAAAAUGUUGUUUUGUACAAAAUGAUAGUACUUUCCCAUAUACUUUGAAGGGAAAAAUUCGUGUUAAGCCAGGUACACCAAUAUACGAAUGCAACAAACGAUGUAAAUGUGAUAUGGAUUGUCCAAAUCGUAUUAUUCAACGUGGUACUAAUAGAAAAUUUUGUAUUUUUAAAACUGACAAUGGUAGAGGUUGGGGUGUAAAAACAUUGGAAAGUAUCAAGAAGGGUUCCUUUGUAACACAAUAUGUGGGAGAAGUAAUUUCAAGCGAUGAGGCUGAUAAACGUGGCAAAGAAUAUGAUGCUGCGGGUAGAACAUACCUUUUUGACCUAGACUAUAAUGAAAUCGAUAAUCAAUGUCUUUAUACGGUUGACGCAGCUGUAUAUGGUAACAUAUCUCAUUUUAUCAAUCAUUCCUGUGAUCCUAACUUGACAGUCUAUGGCGUUUGGAUCGAUUGUCUCGAUCCUAACCUUCCGAAACUCGCAUUAUUUGCUACAAAAGAUAUCCAAAAGAACGAGGAAGUUACAUUUGAUUAUGUGUUUCAACCUUUUAAGAUAAUGCAUGAGACGAAGGAUGAUAUUAUUGAGGAAGAAAAAGAGACUGAUACAUCCCCAACAAAUAAGAUGGAAACACGACGAGACUCACCUGAUUUGAGUACUGUUACUAGUAAAGUUUUCUGCAAGUGUGGUGCUAAGAAUUGUAGAAAGUAUUUAUUUUAAGGAGUACUAUAAGAACUAUUUAUGAAAAGAAAACUUUUGUUUAUAAUCAUAAAGAUUACAUUAGCGUGUGCUUAUAGUUUAAUUACUUUCCUAAGAUUUUAUCAUGUAUUUUCAAUAAGUAAAGUUAUUAUUAUUUUUUUUUAUUGUUUUCAUUCAAAAUAAAAUACGUUCAUCAUUA